AUGCAAUACAGAGAAUUGCAAAACGUAACAAAGUUUUCUGUGGAGAAAGAAAUUGAGAUAGCGGCAGUCAGGCUUCCAGUUUUACGGCUUAUUAUGGUGGCUUUAUAUAGGCCUCCAUCAGGAGACUAUCCUACAUUUCUGUCAGCUCUCGAAUGGGUACUGGAGGAAUGCCUCGGGAGCUACGGAGAUGAUAGAAUUUUGGUGGUUGGCGAUUUUAAUGUAGAUUUCAUCAAGACUUCCAAAGAUAAAACUAAGUUGAUUGAAAUGCUCAAAAUGUACAGUAUGAGAUAUAUUUUCACAGAACCAUCUAGAGUGACAAUACAUUCGAGUACUUGUAUAGAUAAUAUGUUCACGAAUGUAACAGAGAGCGAGUGUGUGCAGGAAACCUAUGAGCCCUUCUUGUCGGACCAUAAGGCACAAAUCUUGAGGAUACCAACUGCAAUCACGAGACCUGAAAAUGAGAUUACAAGAUUCAAAAUCAAAAGGCAAUUCAACAAUAAAAAUACCCACCAUUUCAUAGAAGGAAUCAGAUCCAUAAACUGGAAACUAAUAUGGAAUGGAAACGCUGGGGUGCAGUAUGGCAACUUUCAUUGCACUCUUGUAGAUCUCUUCAACUCAUCUUUUCCUGAAAAAAAGAUCAAACUAGUACAAAGAGGAAAAUACCACUGUAAUAAAAAUUUAAAAUACCUGAAGAGUAAAGUAGAGGCGGCACGGACAAUCGCGGAAGUACGAAAAGACGAGCCCAGUUAUGCACUUUACAAUGCUCUGAGAACCACAUUGAGAGAAGAAAUAAAAAAAACCGUAAAAUCCAAGAACUCAAAGAGAAUAAACAGUGCAGAGAAUAAAUUUCAAGAAAUGUGGAAUUUGAUACGUGAAGAAACAGGAAGGAAACGGAAAGUUCAGGUGAUCUCACACACAACCACUGCCGAAGCACUGAAUGAAUACUUCAUUUCUGUCGGCGGAGACAUACAAAAAGCGGUGCGACCAUCUUUGAAUGGUUCGAAGGUUCUGAUGAAAAAUCUCAGAAUAAAUACAAUGAACUCUAUGUAUCUGAAACCAACAACAGAGGAAGAAAUCAUGAUACUAACAAAUAAGCUGAAAAACAAACAUACGAGGGAUUUCUACGGCAUUUCAGUGGCGCUCCUCAAGCAAAUUGUUCCACACAUUAAACAACCAUUGUGUAAGAUGAUCAACGAUUGUUUCGAACAAGAGAUAUUUCCACAAGAACUCAAGGUCGCAGUGAUAACACCCAUAUCAAAAGGAGAACCAAUUGAGAUUUUUUCAAACUAUCGGCCUAUUUCAAUCCUGCCAGCCUUCUCAAAACUCUUCGAACUACUCCUAAAAGAACGAUUGGUGGGUUUUCUUGAGAGCAAUAAUUUCAUACAUGACUCACAGCACGGUUUUCGAAAAAAUAAGUCAACUGUUUCAGCAAUGAUAGACCUAAUGGACACCAUAAUCGAGGCUUAUAAUAAUAAUGAGGAAGUGGAAUUGGCCUGCAUAGAUCUGAGUAAGGCUUUCGACAGCGUUUGUCAUAGAAUUCUCCUCGACAAACUAGAAUAUUAUGGAAUAAGAGGAAAAGCUCUUAACAUGUUCGAUUCCUACCUAGCAAAGAGGUCGCAGGUAGUGAGGUGGAAUGGAACGGUUUCCAAUUUGAAGGAAAUAAAUGUGGGAGUGCUGCAGGGAUCGAUUCUGGGUCCGAUUCUUUUUAUCGUCUUCACGAAUGACCUACAUGCCAACUUGAAAGCGGAUCAACUCUGCAGCUAUGCAGAUGACACGGCUUUCAUGAAUAGGUCGAGAAGUAAAAAUAUUAUUGAAAUAAAAACAUCAACAUCGCUAUUGAGUGCUCAGAGUUGGUUCACCUCGAAUGGUCUACUGAUGAACAAAAAUAAAACCCAGCAGCUUUUGUUCACUAAUAAAGAAAGAACAAAUAAUUCAUUGAAAUAUCUGGGUGUGACCUUUCACUCAUCAUUAAGCUGGAGUCAAUACAUAGACGAAUUAUGUAGCAAACUCUCGACCUCGAUCUACUUAAUAAAAAGAAUGAGAGUUAUUUCCAACAGUGACACAGCCAAACUCGUGUACUACUCGACAUUUCAUGCAAAAAUGAUAUAUAGCAUUUUGGUGUGGGGACAUUGCAGUGAUGCACAGAGGGUUCUGCUGAAACAGAAGAAGGCCAUAAGGGCUAUUUUUGGGAUACAUCAUACAGAAAGUUGUCGAGAUAUUUUCAGGAGGGAGGGUAUACUCACCUGCACUUCGGUUUUCAUCCUCGCUGCCGUGACUUAUGUCCACCGAAAUCUCAAGAAGUUUCGAACCAACGCUGACUUCCACGAGUACAACACCAGAAGAAAGUAUUUACUUAGCAUUCCUUUCAACAGAAUAGCGAAAGCGCAGCAGGGAGCAAAUCACAUCGCACUGAAAUUAUAUAAUAAAUUGCCUGAAAAUCUGAAGAGUUUGAAUGACCUGAAAUUCAGUAAAAAUGUAAAAAAACUACUACUGAGAAAGACUAUUUAUAAACUCGAAGAGUUUUAA
This is a messenger RNA of Harmonia axyridis, 2526 nucleotides long. RefSeq lists its product as uncharacterized. The transcript has a single exon. Bases 1 to 2526 code for a protein of 841 amino acids. Gene Ontology annotation, molecular function: catalytic activity. The record is from RefSeq and is a predicted model, not a curated record. Lineage: Eukaryota; Metazoa; Arthropoda; Insecta; Coleoptera; Coccinellidae.